Molecule: messenger RNA, 1987 nt
Organism: Raphanus sativus (radish)
Lineage: Eukaryota; Viridiplantae; Streptophyta; Magnoliopsida; Brassicales; Brassicaceae
Product: beta-glucosidase 46
Exons: 13
Coding region: 119-1873 (584 amino acids)
Biological process (GO): carbohydrate metabolic process
Molecular function (GO): beta-glucosidase activity
Source: RefSeq, a predicted model, not a curated record
GGACUCCAUCGCUGACAUCUCUUAAUUAACCUCUACAUUUUAUAAAUUCCUGGAAAAGUAAACAGAAAUAGUGGAUUGAAGAAAAAGUAGCGAGAGAGAGUUGAACAAGAAGAAGAAGAUGCCUUUAACCAAAUUUUUGAGUAUCAUCACUGUUUCUCUCGUUUUUAUCAUCUUUCUUGCAGUAUACGCAACGUUGUUCAACAACGUUUGUUCAGACACUGGAAACAUCAAAAGAAGUAAGUUCAGAUACGAAAGUUACGACGAUAGCUAUGAAGCUAGAAGCAGCCAGGUCACUAAUCCUAUCCUCAGCCGCCGCAACACCAACCCAUUUACCAAACCGGUCAAAGUUCUCCGCUGCACCACCACUUCGUGUUCAAAAUCUUCAUGUCUUCAUCAAAAUUCUUCAGAUGAUUCAUCUCCAUUUCCUUCUGAUUUCCUCUUUGGCACAUCAUCUUCUGCUUAUCAGUAUGAAGGUGCGUACUUAACCGAUGGAAAAGGUUUGAACAAUUGGGAUGUCUUUAGCCAUGAAAACCCUGGGAGAAUAAUGGAUGGGGGCAAUGGAGACAUAGCUGUUGAUCAAUAUAAUCGAUACAUGGAGGAUAUCCAAUCAAUGAAAUAUCUUGGCGUCAACAGUUACAGACUUUCAAUAUCUUGGUCUAGAGUCUUACCUAAAGGGAGACUUGGAGGCCUAAACCAUUUGGGCAUAAAACAUUACAACAUGUUGAUCGACGCUCUCAUUAGAAAUGGGAUUACGCCAUUUGUGACGUUGAACCAUUUCGACUAUCCUCAAGAACUUGAGAACCAGUUUAAAAGCUGGUUAAGCCCUGAGAUGCAGAGAGAAUUCGGGUACUUAGCUGAUACAUGUUUCAAACAUUUUGGAGAUCGAGUUAAACACUGGAUAACGAUAAACGAACCAAAUCAACAAAUAAUCUUAAGCUAUCUAAAGGGUGUGUUUCCACCAAACCGGUGCUCUAUGCCGUUCGGAAACUGUAGUCAGGGGAAUUCAGAAACUGAGCCUUUUAUAGCUGCACAUAACACAAUCCUGGCACACGCAAAGGCAGUACAAAUAUACCAAACCAAAUAUAAGAAAGAACAAAAAGGAAGCAUCGGUAUUGUGGUACAAACAUCAUGGUUUGAACCAAUAAGCGAUUCCAUUGCAGAUAAGAAUGCUGCAGAGAGAGCUCAGUCAUUUUAUUCUAACUGGAUUCUAGAUCCCGUUGUAUAUGGGAAAUAUCCUGAAGAAAUGGUGAAUCUACUUGGAUCAGCUUUGCCGCAAUUUUCCAAAAACGAAAUUAAAAACCUUAAAAGAUAUAAAUCAGAUUUUUUGGGCAUUAAUCACUAUACAAGUUACUUCAUCCAAGAUUGUUUAAUCUCUGCUUGUAAUUCUGGAGAUGGAGCUUCUAGAAGUGAAGGAUUCGCACUGAAAUUAAUCCAGAAAGGCAAUAUUCCAAUCGGAGAAGUUACCGACGUAAGUUGGUUGAACAUCGAUCCUGAAGGAUUCCGAAAGAUGUUGAACUAUCUAACAGAAAGAUACCCCAACAUACCAAUUUUCAUCACCGAAAAUGGUCUCGGAGAGUUACAAAAACCUGAGACAACUGUAAAAGAACUUCUAAAUGAUACAAAAAGGGUACGCUACAUGAGUGGAUAUUUGGGUGCUUUGAGAGCAGCAAUGAGCGAUGGAGCAAAUGUGAAAGGUUAUCUCGCAUGGUCGCUAUUAGAUAAUUUUGAGUGGUUGUAUGGAUACAAACUUCGAUUUGGACUAUUCCACGUGGACUACACAGCUCUCAAAAGAACGCCAAAGAAAUCAGCUUAUUGGUACAAGAAGUUCAUUGAACACCAUGGUAGUAAAGGAAAUCUUGCAGAUAAAAAAUAAAGAUGUCAAAAUUAGGAAAGAUUUAAUUGAAAAUCUUUUGAUUAUUAAUGUUUUGGAUUGUACAUUAAACAUAAUAUUAUAUGGAAAAUAUGCUAUAAUAAGAAAUUUCAGCUC